This is a messenger RNA of Calliphora vicina (urban bluebottle blowfly), 644 nucleotides long. It is a transcript of the gene cl, whose product is annotated as clot. The record is from RefSeq and is a predicted model, not a curated record. NCBI's taxonomy places the organism in Eukaryota, Metazoa, Arthropoda, Insecta, Diptera, Calliphoridae. Gene Ontology annotation, cellular component: cytosol. The transcript is spliced from 3 exons. Gene Ontology annotation, molecular function: protein-disulfide reductase [NAD(P)H] activity. Bases 185 to 565 code for a protein of 126 amino acids.
UCAGACAUAAUCUAAAAAGAAGUGACGAAGGAAGAUUUAAUUUUUUUAGGCAGUUUUAUAUAAAAAGUAUAUCAAAACGACUUCAAUUAGGCUAUUUGUUGGUGGUAUUUAUAAAAUAUCACAACGUCAACUACACUUGAACGCAAUAAAACGCACUCAGCAGAAGUUUGUCAAUAAUAAAACCAUGGUGGUACAACACAACGUUAAAGGUUACGAAGAAUUCACAAAAUUGGUUGAUGAAUUAGAAGGUUCUGGUCAACCCAUACAUGUCUUGUUUUCCGGUGGUAAAAAUGAAAAUGGUGAAAGUUGGUGUCCGUAUUGUGUAAAAGCCGAGCCCGUAAUUCAUGAUGCUUUAGAAAAGGCUUCUGAAAAAUCACAUUUCGUGCAUGUAGAUGUAGGAGAACGUUCUUACUGGAAAGACUUAAAUUGUCCCUUCCGCAAAGAUCCCAAUACACAUUUGGUAUUCUUGCCCACUUUACUACGUUGGAAAUCACCCCAACGUUUGGAUGGUGAACGUUGUUCCAACAAGGAUUUGGUAGAAAUGAUGUUUGAAGAUGAGGACUAAAGUUUUACCCACAACCCCCUUGAACAAAAUGUAAAAACAAAAACAGCUAAUUAAAUUUAUAACUUGCGUUUAUUCUUAA